This is a messenger RNA of Centruroides sculpturatus (bark scorpion), 1868 nucleotides long. RefSeq names its product 2',5'-phosphodiesterase 12-like. The transcript has 7 exons. NCBI's taxonomy places the organism in Eukaryota, Metazoa, Arthropoda, Arachnida, Scorpiones, Buthidae. Gene Ontology annotation, biological process: nuclear-transcribed mRNA catabolic process, deadenylation-dependent decay. Gene Ontology annotation, molecular function: 3'-5'-RNA exonuclease activity. Bases 28 to 1800 code for a protein of 590 amino acids. Gene Ontology annotation, cellular component: mitochondrion. The record is from RefSeq and is a predicted model, not a curated record.
UGUAGGCCAUAUUGGUGCACGUGGAUUAUGUUUAGGUACUGCCUGUUCAAAAAUAUAAAAUUCCUCUAUUCUGUUCGGACGAUGUGUGAUAAGCCGAGGAUGUUAGUCAGGUGUAUAGACGAUGAUGACUUCUUAGAUAUAACAUUUCGUUACGGAAAUGAAUCAUUAAAGGAAAGACAGUUCCGUUUUCGUAGAUCUAAAGAAGAAAUCUUGAGUUCUUUCUACAAAAGAAUUAUUUCUAACAUUAAUUCGGCUAUAACUAAGAAGAGGAAGAAGAGUGCUGAACAGGAAGAUAAUUCUCUGUUAGAUAUUCCUUUAAAAAUUAGUUAUGAAGAUGUCUUAUUAAACGAAGAGACAAAAAACGUAGAAGCUCUCAAAGAAGGAGCAAUUGUAUCAAUAGGGGAUGCAGUUUAUGAAGUUUCAGUUAAUGUUCCAGCUGUUCGAUCUUUAAAGUUACCUUCUUCAUUAAUGGUUGGCUUUCCAGUACAUCCAAUUCUUAAACUAGAGUUUUCAAAUGUUAUUGAUUGUCAGUUUGUCUGGUAUAAAUUGAUUAACAAAGAAGAAAGAAAGAAAAUACAGGAAGAAAAACGCCAGGAUAACAUUUUAGUUUUGAAUACUGGAUCGUGGCUUGAAGUCUGUCGGAAUUACACUUAUACACCUGUUGCAGAUGAUGUGGGGAGAAAGUUGAAAUUCGUGUGUGUGCCAAAAAAUGGGAAUAGAAUAGGUUUAGAGGAAAGUUGUGAAUCAGUGGAAACAGUAAAUGCUGGUCCGGGACACUGUCCUUUUGAAGAUAGGCACAUGUACACACAAAAUCGUGUACACAAGGAUAGCUUUCGAUGUGUAUCGUACAACUUGUUAGCAGACAGGUAUGCAGAUUCAGAUUUUUCUCGCACAGUACUCUUUCCGUAUUGUCCACCAUAUGCAUUAGACAUAGAUUACAGAAAACAGUUAUUUAUGAAGGAAAUUGCAGGAUAUAAUGCAGAUAUUCUAUGUUUACAAGAGGUAGAUAACUCAAUAUUCACAAAUGAUUUAGUUCCUAUUCUUAAAGAAUUUUACCAAGGAAAUUUUUCUCAAAAAGGAGAAAAUGUAACAGAAGGAGUUGCAAUAUUUUAUCAUAUAUCAAAAUUUAGGUUGAUAAGUGAACAUACUGUGAUGAUUCGUAAUAUUUUAUGUAACGAACCAAUUUUUGGAGAGAUCUACAAAAAAUUGGCAGAAAAUAAAAGUUUUAUUGAAAGGUUUCAAGCAAGAAACAGUAUUCUACAGACUGUUUUACUUGAGAGUAUUGAGAAACCUGGUAAAAGGUUACUUGUAGGAAACACACAUCUUUACUUUCAUUUAGAUGCAGACCAUAUUCGCCUGGUGCAAGCAACAAUUUGUUUUAAAUAUUUAGAACAUCUACUGAAAAAACAUGCUGAAGAAAAUGCAUGCGAGACACCAGCUCUUAUAUUCUGUGGUGAUUUUAACAGUUGUCCAGAAUUUGGAGUUAAUGAAUUAGCAACAAAAGGCAAAGUUUCUGCAGAAUCAGCAGAUUGGCAUAGUAAUAAAGAAGAAGCAAUUGUGGGAUUAUCAGUCAGUCAUGGCUUAAAAUUAGCAAGUGCAUGCGGAUAUCCGGAAUAUACUAAUUUCACUACUGGCUUUAAGGGAUGUUUGGAUUAUAUAUUUUAUGAUACAAACAAUUUGGAAGUUGAAGAAUGCAUACCUUUUCCAACAGAUGAGCAAGUCAAGCAAUAUACAGCAUUGCCGAAUGUGGUUUUUCCAUCGGAUCAUCUAGCAUUAGUAUCUACUCUAAAGUGGAAAUAACUUUUCUCUGUUGCCUUAACUUAAUUGUGUACAUAUUCUAUAUUAAAUUUUUUUAAAAUUGGAAAGCU